This is a messenger RNA of Cornus florida, 1430 nucleotides long. Its product is annotated as probable UDP-3-O-acylglucosamine N-acyltransferase 2, mitochondrial. The record is from RefSeq and is a predicted model, not a curated record. Lineage: Eukaryota; Viridiplantae; Streptophyta; Magnoliopsida; Cornales; Cornaceae. Bases 157 to 1059 code for a protein of 300 amino acids. Gene Ontology annotation, biological process: lipid A biosynthetic process. The transcript has 10 exons.
UUACUUAAACGAGCCAAAUAUUAAAUGCAGGCAUUUGGGAUGCAUCUUACACGGUUUAGAGGGGUCAUCUCAUUCAACCCUCCAGGGUUUUCUAUUCAAGCUUCCCUCAUAAAUCCAUAUUGACCCAUUUCAAAAUCCAGCAGUUUUUCAUACUGUAUGGCACUCCCUGUUAGACGCUUGGCCGCUAAUGGCUCUACCUCCCCUAUUUUAAACCUAAUCUCUAACAGGACAUACAAACAACAAUGUCGAGCUUUGCACAGUUAUGGCCGCUACCAUUUCUCGACGUGCUCGGAUGGCUUUGAGGAUGAUGCUGAAAUGGAUCACAAAGACUUUCUGCAGUGGCAAAAUGGAGGUGGGACUUUUCACAAGUCAGCUUGUAUUGAUGCAACGGCACUCAUAGGAAUUGGUGCCAUAGUUCAUUCAAAGUCUGUUGUGGGUGCAAAUGUUCAUAUUGGAUCUGGAGCUAUUAUUGGACCUGCUGUUACUAUUGGUCCAUCCACAAAAAUAGGGUAUAAACUUGUUUAUUUGGAAAGAGUCGGCGCUUCCAUGUAUAAUGUUGCACUUAGUAAUUGCACAAUUGGCGAAUCAUGCAUUGUCCACAAUGGAGUCUGCAUUGGUCAAGAUGGAUUUGGUUUCUUCGUGGAUGAGCGUGGGGACAUGGUGAAGAAGCCUCAAAUCCUGAAAGCAAAAAUUGGAAACCAUGUGGAGAUAGGUGCAAAUACAUGCAUUGACAGGGGCAGCUGGAGAGACACUAUAAUAGGGGAUCAUUCGAAGAUAGAUAAUCUAGUUCAGAUAGGUCACAAUGUAGUGAUUGGGAAGAGUUGCAUGCUUUGUGGACAAGUUGGGAUUGCAGGUUCAGUAACAAUGGGUGACUAUGUAACUUUAGGUGGAAGGGUGGCAGUUCGUGAUCAUGUCUCCAUUGUAUCAAAGGUCCGCCUAGCAGCUAAUAGCUCUGUCACCAAGAACAUCAACGAGCCUGGGGACUAUGGCGGUUUCCCUGCUAUUCCAAUUCAUGAAUGGCGAAGACAAGUUGCUACCCACCGCCGAAGUUUGAACUAAGAAAUUCCUUGGAGUCUUAGACUGACGAAGACAGGAGGUUCUAGGUUUGGUCCAAGUAGGCAAGAAGUUUAUCAAAGGAAUUUUAAUGUGUAUGUUGAACAUUACACAGUAACAUGCUUAGGAAAUUCAAACAACCGCAUUUGGUGCCCUGGUUCAGUGACGACACCAGGUUCUUUCUUCCAUCUGUCUGACGCAAUUGAGAUUACACAAUAUGUCUACUUACUAAGCACUUUUUGUUUGCCAAUCUUAGUGUAACAUAUGUUCUAUGAAAUUUUUCAACUGUAAAAUUAACAAGAUACCUUUCAAGUUGUGGUUCACUCCUGUAAUUUGUUGGAAUCAAUCUAUUGAGGAGCCAACUAUGACGUUUUUCA